Molecule: messenger RNA, 348 nt
Organism: Torulaspora globosa
Lineage: Eukaryota; Fungi; Ascomycota; Saccharomycetes; Saccharomycetales; Saccharomycetaceae
Exons: 1
Coding region: 1-348 (115 amino acids)
Source: RefSeq, a predicted model, not a curated record
AUGAGCGACAAGAACAGCUCCAUCUUUGCUCCGGGCCACAACAGGCUCGAAACGGCGAUUCCAGAGACCUCCUACAAAGCAACAAGAGUCGACCCGAGAGAGCUGUCCGUGACACCAAGACCGACGGAACCGGCCGCAAAUCCAAUUCCGACACCAACUCACACGCUGCAGGCCGACGAGCCACCCUCAGACCGUCUCGAACCGGCACCGAUCACCGCCGUUUUCGACGCCAAGAACCAGCUCGCCUCGCUCAUAAAGAACGCCAAGCUGAACGAGGAAGCCAUCCGGGCCAGAAACGACCGGAUUCGCCACUCGAAACAGCAGUCCAAGGGCCGCUACGGCUGGUGA